ACUUUUUUUUGUUUUUCUUGCCUUCUUUCGUUUUCUUUGUUCCUUUUGUUAUUCCCGAGUUCUUUGAUUCAGCUUCACUUUGAGGGGUUGUUCUGGACACGAUGAGCGAAGUCGUUGCAGAGCGCGCCGCUCAGGCAAUGGCGAUCGACGAAGACACUGCUGCGGCUUCCUUCUCGGAGAGCGACGCUGACGACGACGACACAGAAGACGACCCCGUCGGCGACAAGCGCAAGAAGGACCUGCUGCUCGAGAACAUGGCGCGCAUCGAGCGCGAGUUUGCCGACCUGCGUGAUCGCUUGUACCAAGAAAAGCUCGGCCAGCUGAACAAGGAGCUCGAAUUGCUCAACAGCGACGAACAUCCUGAUUUUCAAAAGCAGGCCGCCAUGCUGGAGCGUAAAAAGACAGACCGCUUGACCACAAUUGAGCUGUACCGAAAACUGCAAUUAGAAAACAUUCAGCACCAGCACGCCUUCGAAAAGCGGGAAAUCGAGAACGAGUAUCAGACCAAACGCGGUGAAAUCCGAGAUGACAUUCUGGGAUCGCUGCAAGACAAACGCAAGAAACUCGAAGAAGACAAGAACGCCAUGGACUUGGCAAGCGAGCUAGAAACACGCGCCAUGGCCACACGCAAGCUGCGACGACGCGUCGAGGCGGUCAAGGAGCCCGGCGUGACCCAGAUUGAAAAGAAGCGCAAGAAUGCCACAGCUACUGGACCCCCGAUCGUGCACCUGCUCGACGACGGCGAAAUCAACGACGAUUUGAACGCCAUUCGACGAGUGACCCAGAAAAACCAUGCAGGCGGCAAUCCCGGCGCCCUUCCUCCCGGCAUGGCUGGACCACCGACUGUGAUGGGUCAGCAGCACCCUGGGAUGAUGUUCAUGGGCUAUCCACCCGGUGGGAUGGGCAUGCCGAUGGGCGCUCAUCCAGGCAUGCCGAUGGGAAUGCCAGGUGCUGGCCCUGGCGGCGUGGGAGGCGCUGUUUUGCCUCCGGGUGUGGGUGUUCCCGUUGGUGCCCCACCCGGCAUGGGCUAUGGCAUGAACCCGGCACAAGCUAUGCCGCCUGCCGGUAUGAUGGGUGGCCGACGAAAGGAUGGUGCGUUUGGGCCUGGCUCAAAGCAAGGCGAGGUGGAGGUCUAUGUCGCCAACAAUCAGCUCGUGGUCAACGAAGAGCCGUUCGAGAAAGGGCAAGUCAUCUGGGUCGAUCCUCGGGAUAAUACCGAAGUAUACUCUGGUGUGAUUGCAAGCAUUACUCAACAAGAGAUCUGGGUGCGUCGUCCCGAUAAUACCAAGUCAAAAAUUUAUUUGAAUCUGCUUCGGACAGGGCGCUGCGCCAUUCAGCGUGGUUGAUCUGUCACCGUGUGUCUGCAGUUUUUUGUUUUUGUCGUUGCUCUACGCUUGGUUGAAACUUGUGGGUUGAUGUUGUGGCCAAUUAAAGUACUGCACUUCCCCAGACA
This is a messenger RNA of Capsaspora owczarzaki ATCC 30864, 1453 nucleotides long. RefSeq lists its product as hypothetical. The record is from RefSeq and is a predicted model, not a curated record. Gene Ontology annotation, cellular component: Sin3-type complex. Lineage: Eukaryota; Filasterea; Ministeriida; Capsasporidae. Gene Ontology annotation, biological process: negative regulation of transcription by RNA polymerase II. Gene Ontology annotation, molecular function: histone deacetylase binding. Bases 102 to 1346 code for a protein of 414 amino acids. The transcript has 7 exons.